UUCUUCCCACCUCCAAGCCACGCGCCCCCGCGCACACGGCUCCAAACCGGCCACCCCCCAAGCCCCAAGCCAAGCCAAGCCAAGCCAGCCCACCGUCCCGGCGCGGCGGCAACCACGGCCGGCCGCGCGGCCGUACUGCCCAAACCCCCAUUAAAAUCCCCACGCGAUCCUGAGGAGGAGCACCGCAGCGCGACCCCCUCCGCUCCACCUCCAGUCCCGGCGAGCGAGAUGCGGGGCGGCGCGGCGGCGGUGAAGUCAGGGAGCCGCCCGCCGUGGCUGGGGCUUGGCGCGGCGGUGUGGGUGCAGGUGGCGGGCGGCGCCAGCUCCACAUUCGCGCUCUACUCGCACGCGCUCAAGGUGGCCCUCGCCGCCGACCAGCGCCACCUCGCGCUGCUCGCGGUCGCCUGCGACGUCGGCGAGAACCUGGGACUGCUCCCCGGGGUGCUCUGCAACCGCCUCCACCCGGCGCUGCUCCUCCUCGUCGGCGCCGGUGCGUGCUUGCUCGGGUACGGCGCCGUAUGGCUCCUCGUCUCCGGCGCCGCGCCCGCGCUGCCCUACUGGCUGAUUUGGUUUGCAUUAUGUCUUGCUGCGAACGGUGGCGCGUGGUUGGGGACUGCCGUUCUAGUGACCAACAUGAGGAACUUCCCGCUCAGUAGAGGUGCUGUUGCUGGCAUUCUUAAAGGGUAUUCUGGUUUAAGUGCUGCUGUCUACACUGAAAUAUAUACUGGAGUGCUUGGUGAUUCACCCAUAAACCUUUUGCUCCUUCUCACUCUGGGAGUUCCUGCUAUAUGCCUUCUGACAAUGUACUUUGUUCGCCCUUGUGAACCCUCUCUGGUGGAGACCAAUGCAGAGCAACUCCAUUUCCUGUUUGCUCAAAUUGCGAGUAUUCUUCUUGGGUUUUAUCUGGUUGGGGCUACGAUACUGGAUCAUGUCGUGACUCUCAAUGACAUUAUGAACUAUUCUCUGCUUGCCAUUAUGGUUCUUCUCAUUUUUGCUCCCCUGGCAAUACCGUUGAAGAUGACGUUAUGCCCAAAGAGAAAAGGACCAUCAGAUUCGUCAGAUAAUGAUCAUACAGAAUCACUUCUGCCUUCUUCCUCUGAAUCAAACCUUGGUAAUUUUGAAGAAUAUGAUUCAACGGAUAUCGACAUUCUUUUAGCUGAGGGUGAAGGGGCUAUAAAGCCAAAGAGAAGAAGACCAAGAAGGGGAGAGGACUUCAGGUUUCGUGAAGCGAUUCUGAAGGCAGAUUUCUGGCUUCUCUUUGCAAUAUACUUUGUUGGGGUUGGAUCUGGAAUCACUGUACUUAACAAUCUAGCACAAAUAGGAAUCGCAGCAGGUGCUGUCGACACAACCAUCUCACUCUCUGUCUUCAGCUUCUGCAACUUUUUUGGACGUUUGGGAGGUGGUGCUGUUUCUGAGUAUUUUGUCAGGGCAAGGACACUUCCACGGAGUGUACUGAUCAUAUGCACCCAAGUAGUGAUGAUAAUCACAUACCUGCUCUUCGCUCUGGGUCAGCGCACCACACUUUACGUCUCCGUCGCCUUACUCGGCAUAUGCUACGGUGUCCAAUUCUCUGUGAUAAUCUCAAUCUCAUCGGAGCUGUUUGGACUGAAGCACUUCGGAAAGAUAUACAACUUCAUCGCGCUGGCCAAUCCAGUCGGUGCGUUCCUGUUCAACACCCUUGCAGGGUACGUCUACGACCUCGAAGUGGAGAAACAGAAAGCCGGAAUGGUAGACACAGAUAUCGCGUGCCAUGGCCCUAAUUGCUUCAGGCUCACGUUUUAUGUUCUCUCUGGUGCGGCUUGCUUGGGCACACUGCUGAGCACGGUUCUUACUGUGAGGGUCCGGCCAGUGUACCAGAUGCUCUACGCAGGUGGAUCCUUUAGCCAGCCCAGGACCUCUGCACAUUGAUAAACAGCGAUACAAACUGCAGUGUUUUCUGCAUCUAGCUUAAAUCUAAUAAGAGGUCUGGAACUCUGAAUAGCUUCAUCAAUGACCUAUUGUAAUUCACGAGCACGCACCCUGCUCUGUCUUGUAAUUUUGGGUCGAGUUUGGUCUAAGAUGAGGAUGUAGAGAUGGUUCUGUGCAGCUUCUUGUACCAGAUGCUCGUGCUGCUGCACCAGGUUAACGCGCUGAGGCAAGAAUUCUUGGAUGUACAACAAUUGAAAUUCCUACUUGUGUAGAGCAAUUAUACCUGUAUAUGACAUGCUUGUGCGACAUUUUGGCGUAUUUAGUUUUGAAG
Molecule: messenger RNA, 2239 nt
Organism: Setaria italica (foxtail millet)
Lineage: Eukaryota; Viridiplantae; Streptophyta; Magnoliopsida; Poales; Poaceae
Product: protein NUCLEAR FUSION DEFECTIVE 4
Exons: 3
Coding region: 229-1908 (559 amino acids)
Biological process (GO): transmembrane transport
Cellular component (GO): membrane
Molecular function (GO): transmembrane transporter activity
Source: RefSeq, a predicted model, not a curated record